Telopea speciosissima is the source of this 842-nucleotide messenger RNA. Its product is annotated as protein TRANSPARENT TESTA 1-like. The transcript has 2 exons. Gene Ontology annotation, molecular function: DNA-binding transcription factor activity. Gene Ontology annotation, biological process: anatomical structure development; regulation of gene expression. Lineage: Eukaryota; Viridiplantae; Streptophyta; Magnoliopsida; Proteales; Proteaceae. Bases 28 to 834 code for a protein of 268 amino acids. Gene Ontology annotation, cellular component: nucleus. The record is from RefSeq and is a predicted model, not a curated record.
CUGCAUCUACCCCUCACCUUCUUCAUCAUGGACUCCUCACUUGUCUCAUCAGUUCCCUCAAGCCCCUUCACUUCUCCUUCUACUAAGGACACCCAAUACUACUCCUCAACUCUUUCUGCAAACACUACUGAAAACAUUUUUGAGCCCCUACCCUUACUAAGCCGCUUGCUUCACUCGCCCACCUCAACAAUAGAGGAUAAUCAACAGACAGGCUGCGACGAAGCCUACGAGGUCACGGUUGCAUUACGCAUUGGCCUUCCCAAUUGCUCCAAUGAAUCCUUCAAACCAAAGGAGAAGAGAGAUGACAAUGUAGCCAUGGAUGUAGCUGCUAGCAAGUAUUGGGUACCUACCCCAGCAGAGAUACUCAUUGGCUUCACCCACUUCUCCUGUCAUAUCUGCAAGAAAACUUUCAAUCGCCACAACAACCUAAAGAUGCACAUGUGGGGCCAUGGGUCACAAUAUCGCAAGGGACCAGAAUCACUGAAGGGAGAACCGCAACGAAGAAGCAUGUUAAGCAUUCCUUGCUAUUGUUGUGCACAAGGUUGUAAGAACAAUAUCAAUUACCCAAGAGCAAAGCCUCUUAAAGACUUCAAAACGCUGCAAACGCAUUACAAGAGGAAGCAUGGGAUGAAGCCCUUCAUGUGUAGAAAAUGUGGGAAGUUGUUAGCAGUGAAGGGUGACUGGAGAACCCAUGAGAAGAAUUGUGGCAAGUUUUGGCUUUGUAUGUGUGGGUCAGAUUUCAAGCACAAGAGAUCUCUUAAGGACCAUAUUAGGGCUUUUGGCUCUGGUCAUGGCCCCUUCCCUAAUUCCAUUGAGGGCUUUGAACAAGUAUGAAUUACAUU